Auanema sp. JU1783 is the source of this 1308-nucleotide messenger RNA. The record is from the annotation of a GenBank genome assembly. NCBI's taxonomy places the organism in Eukaryota, Metazoa, Nematoda, Chromadorea, Rhabditida, Rhabditidae.
AUGGUUAAAGCACUACUAUUCAUCAAAGUUCAGCAAGAAGAGCAUGUGAACCGUUUCAUUAUAGAUGACAUCAGCCCCUAUACUCUGAAGCCUGUUUUCGACAUUAAGAAUAUCACUGGAUUCUUGAUUGAUGAAGUUAAUCUGAACUGUGAUGGAAUUAAGCAGAAAUCACCCGAUGCUAUGGCUAAUGCCACAGCCUUCUCUUAUCCAUACAAGGCUUUGGAACAACAAAUAUUUGAUUCUAAAGAUCAAUGUGGUUUGAUAAAACAACUGUUCGAAUUUCGAGAAAAGCCGUUGUCUAAAGAAGAAGAAGAAUUUCCAUUAGCCUACGGGAUUUUAGUAUUCCGCCGUCCAUCACAGGUUUUAUUUCAAAUGAGCGCUUUCUAUGAGCCUCAGAACGAGUACUGUCUUGCUGUGAGCGCGAAUGCUAAACCAAGGUUCAAGACAGUUAUGAAAAGCUUAGGAGACUGUUUCCCUAAUAUUCACGUUCUGGACCGCCCAGUGAUUCAUUGGGGUAAAUUUGAAAUUAUAAAUUCUACAUAUGCUUGCAUGGAAGAAGUUUAUAGAAAAGCAAAGCGUCCGUGGAAAUAUUUCCAGUACCUGGCUGGCGUUGACGCUCCAUUGAAAUCGAAUUAUGAAAUGGUUCAAAUAUUCAAAGCUUUAAACGGCACUGUCAACACGGAGAUAAAGUACUUUCAACCAGCCAGACUCUUAGAAAAGAAGAUUGAGGAUGCUCCAAUCAAGUUGUGGAAAUCAUCUUUAUCGGCCCUUAUCCCUUAUGAGGCAGCUAAAACUAUCGUUGAAAGUUCAUUAUCUCGAAAAGUUUUGAAUUUCAUAGAUGGGACGUAUGUACCUGAUGAAAGCUUCUGGGGUAGUAUGACUGGUAAUCCAGGAAUUUUCCCCGUAGCUGGAAGUGUCAACUCUUCAGGAUGGUUACGGUUUUUAACGAGAAGGAAGACAUAUCUGAAAAAAGUGCGAAACGAAACAGAAGCAGAGGGAAGAAUGCGAUCUUAUCUAUCCCGGUAUCAAAUUUGGAAUGAAAAUUGUGAAGGAAAGCUUGUAUCUGGAUCUUGUGUAUUCGGUUCAGCUCACUUGGGUCGACUAUUAACUCAGCCGCAACUGGUUGCUCACAAGUUUAACAUAGAGUAUCAGCCUGCAGUUUAUUUUUGUGUUCUGAAGGAAAUACGUAAUCGAUCACUCAAAGCCAUAAGUACAGUGGAUGUGAAGAAAUACCAGCAGAUUCCUCAAGUUGAGUUGCAGAAUGGAGUAGCUUUUGAGAAUUUAACUCAUCCAGAAUGGAUGCUUUAA